AUGGGAAAGAACGAAUUCCUUACCCCAAAGGCGAUCGCGAAUCGGAUCAAGGCCAAGGGCCUCCAGAAGCUGCGGUGGUACUGCCAGAUGUGCCAGAAGCAAUGCCGGGACGAGAACGGUUUCAAGUGCCACUGCAUGAGCGAGUCCCACCAGCGCCAGAUGCAUGUCUUCGGCCAGAACCCCACCCGCAUCGUCAGCGGCUACUCGGAGGAGUUCGAGACCACCUUCCUCGAACACAUGAAGCGCAGCCACCGAUUCAGCCGCAUCGCCGCCACCGUCGUCUACAACGAGUACAUCUCCGAUCGCCACCACGUUCACAUGAACUCCACCCAGUGGGCCACCCUCACCGAGUUCGUCAAGCACCUCGGCCGCACGGGCAAGUGCAAGGUCGAGGAGACCCCCAAGGGCUGGUUCAUCACCUACAUCGAUCGUGACUCGGAGACCAUGUUCAAGGAGCGCUUAAAGAACAAGCGGAUCAAGGCCGAUCUCGCCGAUGAGGAGAAAAUGGAGAAGGAGAUCCAGAGGCAGAUCGAGCGGGCCGAGCAGAUGAACCCGACGACCUCGGCCAGAUCGGAAAACGAUGAAGCAGCAACUAAACCCAGAAUCCUGGAGAAAAAUAAUGGCGAGGAGGGCGAAAGGAAAAUUAAGCUUAGUCUGGGGGCUUUGAAAAAGAACAGAGAGAAUAAUAAUUCGAGGCUUUUGUUUGACGAGGAGCCUGAAGAGAGCACUAACAGCGGGAAAAGGAAAAGGGAAGUUGAGAGUUCCAGCAAGAAUGCAUCGGCUUUGGAGGAGCUGAUGAAGGAAGAGGAAAAAGCGAAAGAGAGGAGCAACCGUAAGGAUUACUGGCUGUGUGAGGGUAUUAUCGUGAAAGUCAUGAGCAAAACUUUGGCGGAUAAAGGGUACUAUAAGCAGAAGGGUGUCGUUAGGAGGGUGAUUGAUAAAUAUUACGGGGAGAUUGAGAUGCUCGAGAACAAGCACAUCUUGGGGAUCGAUCAGGAAGAGCUCGAGACUGUCCUUCCGCAGAUAGGAGGGCUUGUGAGGAUAGUGAAUGGGGCGUACCGUGGGGAGCGGGCAAGGCUGCUGGCUAUUGAUGCAGAUAGGUUCUGUGCAAAGGUGCAGAUCGAGAAGGGGAUAUAUGAUGGGAGGAUUCUCAAGGCCGUCGAGUAUGAGGAUAUAUGCAAAGUCGCAGGCUGA
This is a messenger RNA of Striga hermonthica, 1194 nucleotides long. The record is from the annotation of a GenBank genome assembly. NCBI's taxonomy places the organism in Eukaryota, Viridiplantae, Streptophyta, Magnoliopsida, Lamiales, Orobanchaceae.